AACCUCAACUUGGUAGCGGGAACAACAACUUGAAGAGAGAAAAAAUGAUGAGAAGAGUUUGAUUGAGCUGGCUGAGAUUUGGAACAAGAUGGAAGGUUUAGCAACUGGGUCGAAUGAAAGGAGUGAACUUGUUCGAGUUAGACAUGGUUCUGAUUCUGGGUCUAAACCUGUAACGAAUUUGAAUGGUCAGUUUUGUCAAAUAUGUGGCGAUACUGUUGGAUUAGCAGCCACGGGCGGUGUUUUCGUUGCUUGCCAUGAAUGUGCCUUCCCACUUUGUCAUCCUUGUUAUGAAUACGAAAUUAAAAAUGUGAGCCAAUUAUGUCCACAUUGCAAGACUAGAUACAAAACUCACAAAGACGGUCCUAGAUUGAAAGGAGAUGACGAUGAAGAGGAUGUCGAUGGUCUACGGAAUGAGGUCAAGUAUGGUCCAGGAAAUAAUUCUAAGACGGGAUGGCAAUGGGAUGAAGAUGCUGACCUCUCUUCGUCUUCUGGACAUGAUUCUCAAUUACAAAAUCCCCAUCUCACUAAUGGACAACUGAUGUCUGGUGAGAUUGCAUGUGCCACAUCUGAUACUCAAUCUGCUCAAACUACAUCAGGUCCUUUAGGUCAAUCCGGAAACGUUCAUUCACGUCCCUAUGCUGAUCCAAAGCAGCCAGGUCUCGAGAGUGACGAGGAGAUCAGACGAGUGCCAGAUAUGGGAGGUGAAUCUGCCGGAACUUCAGCCCCUCGUAAAGGCACUGGUUCAACUGCUGGUCCUGAACGCGCUCAAGGGACUGGAGAGGGUCAGAAGAAGAGAGGGAGAAGCCCAGCUGACAAAGAAAGCAAACGGCUGAAGAGGCUGCUGAGGAACAGAGUUUCAGCUCAGCAAGCAAGGGAGAGGAAAAAGGCGUACUUGAGUGACUUGGAAACAAGAGUCAAUGACUUGGAGAAGAAGAAUUCAGAGCUUAAAGAAAAACUUUCAACUUUGCAGAAUGAGAAUCAAAUGCUGAGACAAAUAUUGAAGAACACCACAGCAAGCAGGAGAGGAGGCAAUAGUGGUACCAACAAUGCUGAAUGAAAUCAAUGACAGCCAAAUUUUAGAGAGUAGAUUAAAAAAAAAGAAAGUGAAUAAAAGAAAAUGAUAUGUUAAACAUUAGUUUUGAUGAUUCUUUCUAGGUGUGCAUUUGGAAUAUCAUGAAGGAUGAAGGCAAGACAUGCUUUAUCCGAAAAUAGUGUGUUUUGAUAUGUGAGGCACUGGGCGGGCGCCAACAAAAGAUAUGAUAUUGACUAUGGCACGUAGACACUGGUAAUAAUAAUGUUAGAAAAGAUGUUAUUUGAAUAUGAUGAGGCCGUGCUACAUAGCUUUUGAUGUACACUUUCUCCAUUAAAAUUUAGGAAUUGGUUUUUGGAAUAAUUUCAUUAUGAAAGUAAAGCAUUUGGUGAGAA
Molecule: messenger RNA, 1425 nt
Organism: Vicia villosa (hairy vetch)
Lineage: Eukaryota; Viridiplantae; Streptophyta; Magnoliopsida; Fabales; Fabaceae
Product: cellulose synthase A catalytic subunit 1 [UDP-forming]-like
Exons: 7
Coding region: 89-1057 (322 amino acids)
Biological process (GO): response to far red light; regulation of photomorphogenesis; red or far-red light signaling pathway
Cellular component (GO): nucleus
Molecular function (GO): DNA-binding transcription factor activity, RNA polymerase II-specific
Source: RefSeq, a predicted model, not a curated record